This is a messenger RNA of Lachnellula hyalina, 591 nucleotides long. RefSeq lists its product as uncharacterized. The record is from RefSeq and is a predicted model, not a curated record. The transcript has 3 exons. Bases 1 to 591 code for a protein of 196 amino acids. NCBI's taxonomy places the organism in Eukaryota, Fungi, Ascomycota, Leotiomycetes, Helotiales, Lachnaceae.
AUGUUGAAUAUGGCAGUCCAUCCAGAGAUUUACUAUCUUCCGCAGACUCGUUUUGUCCCAAACAAUAGGCUUCCUGUUCUUAUUUACCGCAAUGUGCUGCCGCAGCCACAUACGGAACUAAGUGCCCAAAAUAUGUUGGAAAAGAAUCAUUGGACGAAGAAGGGGACGUGGGGGGCAGUGCCUAGACAUCAUUUUCAUCCCAAUACACAUGAAUGCUACGGUAAGACUACUGAUCAACCAAUAGUUAAUAUGAGGUUGAUAAGCGUAGCGGUCUUCCAAGGGCAUUCAACUUUACUUAUUGGACGCGGUCCGCUCGAUAAUGACGAAGAGCCUUCAGUUUUGACUGAAUUGAAACCGGGCGAUGUUAUCAUAUUGCCGGCUGGAGUUGCACACUGCUCCAUAGAUAACGAUACAGACUAUCGCUACAUUGGUCUAUAUCCUGAGGGAUCUCCAAAGUAUAAAAAUGAGUACUGCAAGGACAUGGACCGGGUUACGGAACUAACGGAAGAAGUGAGUAAGGUUCAACUACCAAUCAGUGAUCCGGUGAUUGGGAAAGAUGGGCCCCUGAUGCAGAUUUGGGGAGCUAUUUAA